UUGUCCCAAAAUUCUCAUUUUUCACCCCAAAACUUUGCUUCCCAAUCCUCUAAAAUCAUCAAAUCCGCCCCAAAAUCCUCCGUUCUACCCUUAAAAUUUUAUAAUUUUAACCCCUGUUUCUCCUUUUGUCCCCAAAACCGCCGAAUUCGCCCAAAAAUUCCCAUUUUUCACCACAAAUCCUCUUUACACCCUUAAACUGACUCCUUUACCCCCAAAAUUCGCUUUUAACGGCCAAAUUCCCGCCUCACACACCAAAUUUUACCUUUUUUAGCCCCAAUAUUUGCCCAAAUUCGUCAUUUUUCACCCCAAAAUCGCCGCGUUUAACUCCAAACGCCAUCGCCGCUUUAAAACCAUAGAGAAGUCCUCCAGGGCGGCCAGCGCGCCUCUAAGCUCCGCCCACUUCCGGCGGCGCUCCGCCUCACUUCCGGUUUUUUAUGGUUUCAACAUGGCGGCGCCCACGCUUUUCAAGAUGGCGGCACCCGCGUUGGAGCAGCUCCUCACGGAGCUCCUGGAACCCGACAGCGCCGGGAUUCGCCAGGCUACGGCGCGGCUGAGGGAGGCUCUGGAGGAGCCCGGGACGCUCGAAGGCCUCGCGGUGCUGCUGAGGGAGGCGGAGAGGCCGCAGGUUCGGAAUUUGGCGGCCGUGCUGCUGCGGAGGCGGCUCCGGAAACUGCCCCCGGGUUUGAUUGACAGGCUCCCCCAGCUGGUGGUCGAGGCCCUGGAGCGCGACACGGAUGGCUCCUGCAGGGGGUCCCUGGGGCUGCUCCAGGCCCGGCUGCUGCUCCAGGGGGGCCCCGAAUUUCGGGAACCGAUUUGGAAAUGGAUCCAGGGGGCAACGAGGGAGCCCCAAAAACUGGAGGGGGCGCUGCGCGUCCUGUCCGUGUGCAUUUCCGAGGCCGGCCCCGCCCUCUUUGGCCACGCCCCCGUUUCCGUUAGCCACGCCCCUUCCUGUGGAAGCCCCGCCCCCUUUUCCGGCCCCGCCCUCCUGUGGCUCCUCCGGGGCUCCCUGAGGUCCCCGAACCCCCCCGGGGUCGUCGGCGCCGCCCUGGGGGCUCUGGGGGAGCUCCUGCCCCUCCUGGGGGGCACCAGGAAGAAUUUGUGGCGCUCGUUGGUGCCCGAGGUGCUGCAGGCGCUGCAGGAGCUGCUGGAGAGAGACCAGGAGCGCGGCGCCGCCGCCCUGGAGAUCCUGGAGCAGCUCCUGGAGUUUCACCCUGAGGCUCUGAGCUCCCACCUGAGGGAAAUGUUGGGGCUGUGCCUGCAGGUGGGCGGGGCCGAGUCCCGCGGCGACGCCCUCAGGGUUCGGGCGCUGGGGACGGUGACGGCGACGGUGCAGAGCAGGGGGAGGGCCCUGCUCCCCCUCCUCCCCUGGCUGCUCAGGGGGGUUCUGGGUCCCCUCUGUGCCCCCCUGGGAUCCCCCCCAGACCCCGAGGACGAGGACGGGGCCGAGGGGCCCAGCCCCCGACACGCCGCCGCGCAGAUUCUGGACGCUCUGGCUCAGGAGCUCCCCCCUGAGAAGCUGCUGAAGGAAUUGUUGCCGCUGCUGGAGGGGCCGGCCCGGGGUUCCUGUGCCGGGGGUCGCAAGGGGGCGAUGCUGGCGCUGGCCGCCAUUGCUGGAGGCUGCGGCUCCGCCCUGCGGCAGCGGUUCCUGGCCCCGGUGCUGGGGGCCCUGCGGGGGGGGCUGGGAGACCCCGAGGGAGCCGUGAGGGGAGCGGCCGCGGCGGCCAUGAGGGAGCUCCGCGAGCAAAUGGAGCCCCACCUGGCCCCGCUGGCUGCCGAGUUCCUGCCGCGAGUUCUGGGCGAGCUCUGGGGAUCCCCCCAGGGCUGGUUCGUGCUGGAGGCGCUGCUGGAGGCGCUGGGUGAGGGGGCCCAGGCCUGGCUGCCCCAGGUGCUGCCCAGGAUCCAGGGAGCUCUGGAGGCCGCGGAGCCGCGGGGUCGGGAGCUGGCGCUGAGCGCGCUGCACGCGUUGGCUUGCAGCUGUGAGUCCCUGCCCCUCCCCCCCCCCACCCUGGCGGCCGUCGCCGCCCUGGCCCGGGAGGGGCCCCACCAGUUACAGGCUCUGGUACCGGUUCAUACUGGUUUAUACUGGUCCAUACUGGUUUAUACUGGUGUAUAUUGA
Catharus ustulatus (Swainson's thrush) is the source of this 2116-nucleotide messenger RNA. Its product is annotated as importin-4-like. Gene Ontology annotation, cellular component: cytoplasm; nucleus. The transcript has 17 exons. Bases 446 to 2116 code for a protein of 556 amino acids. Gene Ontology annotation, molecular function: nuclear import signal receptor activity. NCBI's taxonomy places the organism in Eukaryota, Metazoa, Chordata, Aves, Passeriformes, Turdidae. Gene Ontology annotation, biological process: protein import into nucleus. The record is from RefSeq and is a predicted model, not a curated record.